UCUACGUCAACAGAACAGUCAUCAGAAAAAUCAACAACACCAGAUCAGUCAACAACAAUUUCCUCAACUACACAACAGUCAACUACAUCUACGUCAACAGAACAGUCAACAGAAAAAUCAACAACACCAGAUCAGUCAACAACAAUUUCCUCAACUACACAUCAGUCAACUACAGUUGAGUCAACAUCUAUAG
Molecule: messenger RNA, 193 nt
Organism: Anneissia japonica
Lineage: Eukaryota; Metazoa; Echinodermata; Crinoidea; Comatulida; Comatulidae
Product: transcription activator MSS11-like
Exons: 2
Source: RefSeq, a predicted model, not a curated record